AUGGAGGUGACCAUCAAGACCCUGACCGGCAAAUCCUUCCCCCUCACCAUCAACCCCACCGACACCAUCGACGCCGUGCGCCGAAAGAUUGAAGCCAAAGAAGGCGUUCCCGUGGACCAUCAGAAGCUCACCUGCAGCGGCCGCGCUCUGGCCAUGUCCAACUUCCGCUCCUACGGCGAGCCGCUCGACGUCGAUCGGCCCCUGGCCGGCCUCCUCAAGCUCCAGCACGACGACGCCGACGGCUCCGCCACCGUCCAGCUCUACCUCCCACAGAUUGAAGUAGUGAAGAAGGGCAAGAGCACUUCGUGGCAGACGCGACGACUCAUUUCGCCCGGCAUGUUCGACCCCCACGUGGAGUACGACGCGGUGCGUACCAUCCCGGCCGAGUGGCGCGCAGUCGCGAUCACGAGCGAGACUACUGUGCGAUCGGUGAUGAGCGCGAUCGAGGCCGAGUACAGGGAGAAGUACCUGCCCAAGUCGCUCCUCACCGCCCAACAAGCCGCCGCGAGAGAGUACAGCUGCUCGGCGUGCACCUUCCUCAACCCGAUCGCCAGCGCCCGAUGCGAGAUGUGCAACACACCCGGCCCCGCUUCGGCCACCGAAGAGAGUGCGGGCGAACAUGAGCUCUCCAUGCAGGAGCAGCGCGGCCGCAGUGACGUGCCGGUCUUGGUCGACUUCCUCCGCCUCUAUACCCACAAGAAGGACACGAUGGACAUCAAGUGGCAACAACCCCCCACCUCGGAAGACAAGAAGAUCGUGUCGCUCGAGCCUCCGGUCUACUGGGAUGACGAGGGCGAGCGGCGGACCGUGGCCGACUACAGCUUCAUCACGACCGGCACCGUCAUCCACCUCGUCCUCGGCCUUCGUGGCGACUGA
Messenger RNA from Acanthamoeba castellanii str. Neff, 876 nucleotides. Its product is annotated as ubiquitin domain containing protein. Gene Ontology annotation, biological process: modification-dependent protein catabolic process; protein ubiquitination. Gene Ontology annotation, cellular component: cytoplasm; nucleus. The record is from RefSeq and is a predicted model, not a curated record. NCBI's taxonomy places the organism in Eukaryota, Discosea, Longamoebia, Acanthamoebidae. Gene Ontology annotation, molecular function: ubiquitin protein ligase binding; protein tag activity. The transcript is spliced from 6 exons. The coding region runs from base 1 to 876 and encodes 291 amino acids.